Hypomesus transpacificus is the source of this 3306-nucleotide messenger RNA. RefSeq names its product COPI coat complex subunit beta 2 (gene copb2). Bases 106 to 2991 code for a protein of 961 amino acids. Gene Ontology annotation, molecular function: structural molecule activity; protein binding. Lineage: Eukaryota; Metazoa; Chordata; Actinopteri; Osmeriformes; Osmeridae. The record is from RefSeq and is a predicted model, not a curated record. Gene Ontology annotation, cellular component: COPI vesicle coat. Gene Ontology annotation, biological process: intracellular protein transport; intra-Golgi vesicle-mediated transport; retrograde vesicle-mediated transport, Golgi to endoplasmic reticulum. The transcript has 21 exons.
GUCACUCGAAGCUCCGUCCUCUGAGAUCACAAGAACAGCUCCCGGACACAGACUGGAAGAUCCAUCCAAUCAUUUAUCCAAAAAGACACAAACCGGGGAGUAAACAUGCCUCUCAGGCUGGACAUCAAGCGGAAGCUGACAGCACGCUCGGACCGGGUGAAGAGUGUGGACCUUCACCCCACCGAGCCGUGGAUGCUGGCUAGUCUGUACAACGGCAGCGUGUGCGUGUGGAACCACGAAUCACAGACUCUUGUGAAGACAUUCGAGGUGUGUGAUCUCCCUGUCAGGGCCUCCAAGUUUGUCGCAAGGAAGAACUGGGUCAUCACUGGAGCGGAUGACAUGCAGAUCCGGGUGUUCAACUACAACACCCUGGAGCGUGUGCACAUGUUUGAGGCCCAUUCUGACUACAUCCGCUGCAUCGCCGUGCACCCCACCCAGCCCUACAUCCUCACCAGCAGUGACGACAUGCUGAUCAAGCUGUGGGACUGGGAGAAGAAGUGGAGCUGCAGCCAGGUGUUCGAGGGCCACACACACUAUGUCAUGCAGAUCGUCAUCAACCCCAAAGACAACAACCAGUUUGCCAGCGCCUCCCUGGACCGCACCAUCAAGGUGUGGCAGCUGGGCUCGUCCUCUCCUAACUUCACCUUGGAGGGGCAUGAGAAGGGGGUGAACUGCAUCGACUACUACAGCGGAGGAGACAAACCCUACCUGAUCUCUGGAGCAGACGACCGCAUGGUCAAGAUCUGGGACUACCAGAACAAGACUUGUGUUCAGACCCUGGAGGGCCACGCCCAAAACGUGUCCUGCGUCAGCUUCCAUCCUGAGCUGCCAAUCAUCAUCACCGGCUCAGAGGACGGUACGGUGCGUAUCUGGCACUCCAGCACCUACCGCCUGGAGAGCACCCUGAACUACGGCAUGGAGCGGGUCUGGUGUGUCUGCGGCCUGCGGGGCUCCAACAACGUUGCCCUGGGAUACGACGAGGGCAGCAUCAUCGUCAAGCUGGGCCGGGAGGAGCCGGCCAUGUCCAUGGACUGCAGUGGGAAGAUCCUGUGGGCGCGGCACUCAGAGGUGCAACAGGCCAAUCUGAAGGCCCUGGGAGAGGCUGAGAUCCGGGACGGAGAGCGCCUCCCCCUGGCCGUCAAGGACAUGGGCAGCUGUGAGAUCUACCCCCAGACCAUCCAGCACAACCCCAACGGCAGGUUUGUGGUGGUGUGUGGAGACGGGGAGUACAUCAUCUACACGGCCAUGGCCCUGAGGAACAAGAGCUUCGGAUCAGCACAGGAGUUUGUCUGGGCACACGACUCUUCAGAGUAUGCCAUCAGGGAGAGCAGUAGUGUGGUGAAGCUAUUUAAGAACUUCAAGGAGAAGAAGUCCUUCAAGCCUGACUUCGGAGCAGAAGGGAUCUACGGAGGGUUCCUGCUGGGUGUCCGGUCGGUGAACGGACUGGCCUUCUACGACUGGGAGAACACUGAGCUCAUCAGACGCAUCGAGAUCCAGCCCAAACAUAUCUUCUGGUCAGACUCGGGGGAGCUGGUGUGCAUCGCUACCGAGGACUCCUUCUUCAUCCUGCGCUACAUGUCCGAGAAGGUGGCCUCCUGCCAGGAGACCAACCAGGGGGUCACAGAGGACGGUAUAGAGGAUGCCUUCGAGGUCCAAGGGGAGAUCCAGGAGGUGGUGAAGACAGGGAUCUGGGUAGGAGACUGUUUCAUCUACACCAGCUCUGUCAACAGACUCAACUACUUUGUAGGAGGAGAGAUCGUCACCAUAGCACACCUGGACAGGACCAUGUACCUGCUGGGGUACAUCCCUAAGGACGACCGUCUGUACCUGGGGGACAAGGAGCUGAGCAUGGUGAGCUUCUCCCUGCUGGUGUCGGUGCUGGAGUACCAGACGGCGGUCAUGAGGAGAGACUUCAGCAUGGCCGACAGGGUGCUGCCCACCAUCCCCAAGGAGCAGAGGACCAGGGUGGCCCACUUCCUGGAGAAACAGGGCUUCAGACAGCAGGCCCUGGCUGUUUCUACAGACCCUGAGCACAGGUUUGAACUGGCGCUCCAGCUGGGGGAUCUGAAGAUCGCAUAUCAGCUAGCUGUGGAGGCAGAGGCAGAGCAGAAGUGGAAGCAGUUGGCAGAGCUGGCGAUCAGCAGGAGUCAGUUCAGCCUGGCUCAGGAGUGUCUGCACCAGGCGCAGGACUACGGAGGGCUGCUACUGCUGGCCACAGCCUCAGGGAACGCUGCCAUGGUGAACAAGCUGGCCCAGGGCGCCCGCAGGGAUGGGAAGAACAACGUGGCCUUCAUGACCUACUUCCUGCAGGGCAAACUGGACGACUGUCUGGAGCUCCUGAUCUCCACCAACCGUCUGCCGGAGGCGGCUUUCCUGGCGCGCACCUACCUGCCCAGCCAGGUGUCCCGUGUGGUGCAGCUGUGGAGGGAGGGGCUGGGUAAGGUCAACCAGCGGGCAGCAGAGUCCCUGGCCGACCCCACCGAGUAUGAGAACUUGUUCCCCGGCCUGCGAGAGGCCUUCCUGGCCGAGAGCUUCCUCAGGGAGACCUGCCUGGGGCAACCCCGGCCAGCUACAGACUACCCCCUGGUCACGCCUAAUGAAGACAGGAAUAUCCUGGAGGAGGCAAAGGGUUAUGAACCCACAGGAAUCCUGCCCACCCCCCCACCACUGGAGGAGACCAGUGAGGAGCCCAGCCUGGCUGCUGGAAUGAUGGCGUCCAUGUUGUCGAUGGUGACUGCUCCCGUGGCGACUACGGUGGCUGCUGUAACUCCUCCCUGUGACCCUGCCCCCACCCAAAAGAAGGAGGAAGAGGAGGAGGAGGAGGAGGAGGAGGAAGAAGAGGAGGAAGAAGAGAGCCCUGGCACAUCAGACACACAGAAGGACAAGGUUCUGGAGGAGCAGGAGGACUUGGAGGAUGACCUGGACAACAUGGAUCUGGGGGACAUUGACACCACAGAUGUCAACCUGGACGAAGACUUCCUCGACGACUGAUGACCCCCACCCAAUCAGGCUUUUCCAUUCUAUUUAAAGAGACCAAUCCCCUCCUCCCUUUUUUGUAUUUGUUUUCCAGUGUUUCCUGUCCUACGGUGGAUGAUGAUGAUGAUGAUGAUGAUGAUGAUUUCCUGAAGAGGAAACAGUGCUAAGUUUUCUGCUGCUGACUCUGAUUCUGCUGACUCUUGCAUAUUUUUGUACUUUAUUCAGGACCUGGUCUUCACUAACAGCUUGUGCAUUCUGUUAUAUAUAUUUUAUUUCCAUGUGUUCAGAUAACCUUUCAUCUGAUAUGUCAAAUAAAAAUUCAUAAUUGUG